Molecule: messenger RNA, 1006 nt
Organism: Zeugodacus cucurbitae (melon fly)
Lineage: Eukaryota; Metazoa; Arthropoda; Insecta; Diptera; Tephritidae
Product: peptidoglycan-recognition protein LB
Exons: 3
Coding region: 202-891 (229 amino acids)
Biological process (GO): peptidoglycan catabolic process
Molecular function (GO): N-acetylmuramoyl-L-alanine amidase activity; zinc ion binding
Source: RefSeq, a predicted model, not a curated record
CAAUUAAGAGCGGACAUGAGCGCAAGUGGCGUAAUAGCGGAAUAAAAGCGAAAUAGCGACAUACACUCGAACGAAUUAUUAUUUCCACAAACAGUAGAAGACAUAUUGACCACAAAUCACAGGAAAGGAGCAAGCGGCAGAAACAACAAAAACCGACCGAGAGGCACCGACCAAAAUAUAGUUAUUUUGCAUUUGUUGAAAAUGGUGAAUGCAGCCGGAUCUGUGGGAAACACAACCGCAGCCCAGAAACUGAUAUUGUUGGUUAACUUGCUGUUGUUCGGCGCUGGGAACAUGUUUACUUCCAUAGAGCUGCGCGAAGCUGCCGCUAUACCCGACCACAACGACACAGCGGCAACAGGCGACCAAAUAUUAGGAUAUACACGUAACUGGCGCUUAAUCACGCGAGCCGAAUGGGGGGCACGCACGCCCACCUCUGUCGCCAACUUCACCGGCCCCGCACCAUAUGUUAUCCUACAUCACUCCUAUCAGCCCGGCGUUUGUCGGACAGAGGAUGCCUGUAAAGCAUCGAUGCGCUCCAUGCAGAACUUCCAUAUGAACAGCCAUGGUUGGCCGGACAUUGGCUACAGUUUUGCCGUUGGCGGGGACGGCAACGUGUACGAGGGCCGCGGUUACGACGUGGUCGGUGCACACGCGCCCAACUACAACUCGCGCAGUAUUGGUCUGCUCUUAAUUGGUAAUUUUAUGGAGGAGCUGCCACCCGCACCAAUGUUGCAAGUAGCACAGGACUUUAUUAAAUACUCGAUGGAGGAAGGCCAUUUGCGGGACGAUUACAUUUUGCACGGACACCGGCAGGUGCGCAACACCGAGUGUCCCGGGGAUGCGUUGUAUGCGGUGAUCAAAAAGUGGCCCCACUGGCAGGACCUUAAUUGACUGACGCCAGUUCCACCACGGAGGGCACGAAAAUGUUAGGUCAUUAAAAUUUUAACUUAUAACUUAAUUGCAAUUAGUAUUAUAUCAAAUAUAUGAACACUCUAAACAUUACGAA